GCAUAAACAAAGUGAUUCACAACUCUUGAGAGGUAUGUGUGCUUAGAAGAACAUGAAACACACACCACCCCACAUUUCGAGAAAAUGAAACACACACACCCCCCACAUUUUAAGUGGUCAGGGUGUGUUUGAGUGCACUACUAAAAGGUUUUGCAUGUUUGUUAGUUUUACAAAAGAACAGUGAGUUAUUAAUAUGGAGCACAGCUCAAACCCAUUGAAGAUGGAGAUGGAGAUGACUGAAAGUGAGCAUGUGAUAGUUGAAAUCCCCAUUAAUCGACCGGUCAACAACGACAACAUUAGAAGCGUGGCCAUGGAGUGGGUUGACUGCCUUACAGGCAAGGCGACCACCAAAAGCAACGAACGUGAACAACAUAUGGAAAAAGUACCACCAUUACUCUUAAAAAGCGAGAAAGGUCGUAGAAACAGCGAGUGCUACGAACCUGCAGUUGUUUCACUUGGCCCAUACCACCACAACCGACCUGCCCUUGCUCAAGCAGAGAAGUACAAACUCAUAACACUAGAAGAGUAUAGUUUGAGCACCGGAAAAACUAUUGGUACUUUAUACAACAUGGUGUUUGAGGUGGUACAUGAUGCAAGAAAGUGUUAUAUCGAUGGUUCUACUGAUGAUUACAGCGAUCACGAGUUUAACCAAAUGAUGUUACGAGAUGCUUGUUUUAUUUUGCUCUAUAUUGAACGAAUGCCGUGUGGACACACCAAUAUAUUCUUAAAUAACGAGUACUUGGGCGCAAUAGGGUUUGCGAACAUAAAGCGUGAUCUUUUGUUGCUAGAGAACCAGAUCCCCUUUGUAGUACUCGAAGUUUUGUUGAAGCUGAAGUUCCCCAAAGAUAAAGGUGAAGAGGUCCUAAACAAAUUCUUUAACUACUUAAACUAUGGCGAGGUGAUGAUCAGGAAGGAUAAAAAGGUGCUGGAAUACAAGCGACCGCUUCAUCUUCUGGAGCUUUACAGGUCUUAUUUCAUCUCACUUCCAACUAAAGAUAAGGCGUUACAUGAAAAAUUUAAUUAUGUAAAACGAAAUCGAGCGUUUGCUUCAGUGACAGAACUCAAAGGUAGAUGGAUUUUUUUGAGAUGUACCUCGGAUGACUCAACGAGUGACAUGGAAUUUAACCCGUAUAUUUGCUAUGGUGAGUUUAUGCUAGCACGUAGAGCAGUGUGCCCAUAUACCAAAGCUAUAUACCUGAACAUGAUCGCGUAUGAGAUGUGCCCGCAUACCCCAACUGACUUGCGGAUUUCAACUUACAUCCGAGUAAUGAAAUCGUUAAUCAUUCAGCGUGAUGAUGUGAAGGAGUUGCGACGUAAUAAUAUAUUGAUUCAUAGUCUUGAUAGUGAUGAAGAAGUGGUGAAGAUGUACGAUGAGUUUGAAGUCCCGGCAGUUAAUUAUUACAUGUUUAAUCAGCUCCGGCUAGGGAUCGAAAGGCUGAACGAGAGCAGAUAUAAGACAUGGGGGGCAGAGCUGAUAACCGACUACUUUGGUAGUCCAUGGAAGACGGUGGGUGUGUUGGUGGCUGCUGCUAUUCUGGUCACUAGUUUUUUGCAGACGUACUGCGCGAUCAAGCAAGGGAAUUGAUGUUUAUUCCCAUGCAGCAAGCUUUAAUCCUACACCAACACCUACUUAAUUUUAAUUGAACAAGUUAUUUGAGCUAGCUAAUAAUAUGUAUUCCUUCCCUUUUGAUCCAUACUGAAAGCUUUGAAAUGUUUUUAAUUUUUGACUUUGUAUGAUAUAUCAUUUUAAACGUUUUGAAGACACAUUAGCUUCUA
Messenger RNA from Helianthus annuus (common sunflower), 1776 nucleotides. RefSeq names its product UPF0481 protein At3g47200. Bases 194 to 1585 code for a protein of 463 amino acids. The record is from RefSeq and is a predicted model, not a curated record. The transcript has 2 exons. NCBI's taxonomy places the organism in Eukaryota, Viridiplantae, Streptophyta, Magnoliopsida, Asterales, Asteraceae.